This is a messenger RNA of Aureobasidium musti, 1590 nucleotides long. The record is from the annotation of a GenBank genome assembly. Lineage: Eukaryota; Fungi; Ascomycota; Dothideomycetes; Dothideales; Saccotheciaceae.
AUGGAUCUGAUCAUCUUCUACUCACCCGAGAAGGCUUGUGUUACAUACUACAUCAACAACGACUCGGCCGGCUACAAGAUCGAGUACCCAUUCGCUUGGAUCAAAAAUAUCAACCUUGUUCAGGGUGAGGUUACAAGCGCUGCAGAGGGCGCUUCGCAAAGAUUAGGCGCACUGGUGGUCGAGUUGGUCCGUCCCCCUAAGUUCUACAUGGACAGCUCAGGUAGCGGCGGCUUCUACGAGUGCGGCGAUUUCACCGAGGACCAACAAGCUAGCAAGGUUAUGGUUCAUCAGCUUGGUGGCCCUUCCAAGGCUCUCAGCGGUCAACUGGCUAAGCUCGUGUCUCUCGACUCUUUCCAGAACCGCCACACACUGCUCGACCCCACUCACUUUGCCAUGGCUGCUGCUUCUGCUCCCGUCUCACCUGUCAACUUCAGACCUGCAAGCCAGCCUAACCACUUGGUACAUCCUCACUCAGGCGUCUUCCAAGACUCUGCUAUCGGUCUUAUGGGCCCGCCUGCUCCUCGCGGUCACAAGAGACAGCGCAGUCGUUCCGUACCUGCUGCCAUUGAUCUUUCGAUGCUCAGAAACAACCCCAUGCCUUCGUUCCUCAUUCAGCAUGAGCCCAACACCCCUGCUCAGCCUCUACAAGACAACGCUAUCUUCGCCCCUCAGCCGCAACAUCACCAUGGCUUCUCGGCAGGUAUGGGCCCUAACAAUCUCAGCAUCGAUACAUCUGCUGGUUAUGGCAUGGACUUCAGACAAUUCGCUGGUCCAAUGUCUGCCACCACUCUCAACUCUCCUAGCGAUUUCGGUACUCCUGGCUUCUUCAACCCUGGUCCUACCAGCGACAUGAUGGCUCACUCUAACCUCAACACCCCUUACUCGAGCUCUUUCCUUUCUGUUGACCCAUCUGCUAUGAUCGGUACUAGCAACACACCCGUUUCUUGCCUCAGUGGAGGUGAUCCUAUCAUCGCAGACCAAUCACCACCUCUUACCGGUCUUGGCCGCAGCCAGUCUGAUGACAUCUUCAACACACCUGGAGGUGACAAUGGUCUGAGUGACGAUGCCCUUUGCCUUUCGUCCGAUGUAUACAACAAGUCAAUGGGUAUGGGUUUCCACAGCCCUCUUCCUGACGAGCACAUGGGUUUCGACUCUUCUCUCUCAGAUGCCCACUACGACUACAACUCGCCGAUCCCUGCGAACAAGAUGAACCUGCCUUUCCGCAUGCCCAACGAAACACCUAUGCACCAACAGUCGCCUAACCCUGCGCAGUUGGCCAUGCACCAAGACUCUGCGAUCGCUUUCCAAUCGCCUACUCAUAUGGGUCACGGUGACCACGGCCACAAUCUUUACCAGACCCCCAAAGUCAAUGCCACUGGCAUGUUCCAGGACAGCAAGAUGUAUCAAUCACCUGCUCAGAUGCACGACUCCAACUUCUCGACACCCGCUCACCACCCCUCGCAUCUUCAAAACCAUGAUUUGUAUCACAGCCCUAGUUUGGGUGCCAACGAUCAACACAACCAACACGGCGAGGAGAUUGACAUGUCAAGUUUCGUGCAGUACGGUACUAUUGAUCCCGCCAGCUUGUGA